GAAGUACCCUCCCAAGCCUCCCAAGCCAGUACCCAAGACUCUGACCCCAUGGAAGGGACCUCAGCAGCUGCAAAUUCCUCAAGCCUCCCUCCUCCAUCCCGAAGGUUAUCACAGAUAAGGCGUCGUAAGAAGAGAACGCGAGAGGAGAUGUUUUCGGAAAUUAUGGAAUCCAGCCGCAGUGACAGAGCUCAUGUGAAUGAGUGGAAGGAAACAGUUUCAAAGUAUAGGAAAGAAGUCAGUGAACGUGAGGACAGGAGGGACCAACGUGAGGAGAGGAGGGACCAACGUGAGGAGAGGAGGGACGCUCGAGAUGAGAGGUGGCGGCAGGAAGACCAGAGGAUGAAGGAUGCAACGCUGGGGCUGCUCCGGCGUCUGGUGGAGGUUCAGGAACGGCUGCUGGAAAACAGACUGCCGCUUCAGCCCCUGUUUCACCCUCCCCCCUCCCCAUGUUCCGUAUCCUCCUCACCCAGACGUGUAAGAACUCGGGGGGGGGGAGGCUCCGUACACCUUCCCAUUCCACCCCAGUAGACAGCCCAAGCAAAAGGCUGUCAUUUUUUUAACCUUUUCUUUGUGGCUUUUUCCUUCCCAGCAAUCCUCCUCCCAAAUACCACCCGGGUUCCCUCCCUCUUUUUCUAAUCUAUUAAUAAAGAAUAAAUGAUUUUUAAAUGAUAGUGACUUUAUUUGGUUUGAAAGAAAGCUGGGGGAAGGGGCAGGGUGGGUUCCUUACAGAAAAUCAGUCAAUAAAGGGGGCGGGUUUUCAUGAAGGAGAAACAAACAGAUAUUUCACACGGUAGCCUGGCCAGCCAUGAAACUGGUUUUUAAAGCUUCUCUGAUGCACAGCG
Messenger RNA from Malaclemys terrapin pileata, 842 nucleotides. RefSeq names its product nucleolar protein 58-like. Bases 49 to 528 code for a protein of 159 amino acids. The record is from RefSeq and is a predicted model, not a curated record. Lineage: Eukaryota; Metazoa; Chordata; Testudines; Emydidae. The transcript has 2 exons.